ACCUGCGCCCGCUCACAGCCCCGUGUGAGAAGACGAGAGGAGACAUCUUUCUGUUUUCUGCAACAAACUAGACUGUAAAGUCUUUUUGAAAUGGCAACCAGCCACACCUGGACAUUAAGACGCUAUGGGCGUUUUGUACCGCAAACAGGACGAAAGUCAUGGAAGGUUCUUGAGACAAAGGCUAGUGAACCCAAGAUUGUCAUGACAAUUUUGGAAUCUGGAUAUUUACUGGUGCUGCAAGGGCAAGAAAGCUUGGAUACAAUCCCUUUGGAUGGUGACUCCAAUUCUCUUAAAGUGCAGCAUAAAUAUGAUAACCUGAUGUUUCGAUUUACUGUGAGGGGGGAGAGCCGCAUGAUAAGGAUGCAGUUUGAUGGCAGCAGCACAGCGGAGGCUGUAAAUCAAUGUUCAAGGGCUGUGGAAAAGUUGAUGGAGUAUGUGCCUGUCAUGUCUGUGGAAGUUGCAGCGAUACAUCCAAAUCAGCCCCCCACUGAGGUCCCACCAGCCGCUCAGCAGUCAUGUCAGGGAAAGACUGGGCAGACUGAGCCUGAAGCUGCUCAAGGCUCUGUGUCCAUCAAGCGUCUUACCCAGCACUUUUUGGGAGAGACUGCUUUGGCUCUCCCUAACAUGUAUAGUCACUGUUCUUUGGCACCAGGUGACUUGGAGCCCAUCCUACGUGUUUGUCUGCUGGAUCCUAACUUUCCUGCAUUUGUUGAGAAGGUGCAGGAUGAGCUGGAGAAACUGCAAAAAGAGUGAAAAAAAAAAAAAAUCUUCCCACCAGCUGAAGGCAGAAAUUUUAAGUUAUGCCAUUAUUUUAUGUUCUAAACCUUGCGUAGGCAGUGCCUGUUGUUGGUUCAGUAUACUUGGCCGUUCCACUUGUGAAACCAAAAUCUUAUCUCACAGUUAUUGUUAUGUAGCACAGAUAAUUCUUUCAAUUAUCUGAUAUCUGUAGGUACCGUUAAAGAAAAACAUGACAGGAUGUUUUUACAUUGUUUUUAUUGAGAAAAAAAAAAUAUUGGUCUCACUCAUAUGUUUGAUCGUGGCUAUAUGCUCUGGUCCCUCAGUUCACAUCCCUAAUCCAGGUCCUUUUCCACCACAACACACAUGGAUACAUUGUAUUGAAAGAGGAGUCAUGCAGCUACAGCAGUGAAUCUAUGCCAGCUUCCAAGUGAUCCCACAAUAUUAAAGCUUCACUGAGUUAAAAACAAACUGCCCUCCAUAUAUCUAUUUAAGAAUACA
This is a messenger RNA of Girardinichthys multiradiatus, 1236 nucleotides long. RefSeq names its product REC114 meiotic recombination protein (gene rec114). NCBI's taxonomy places the organism in Eukaryota, Metazoa, Chordata, Actinopteri, Cyprinodontiformes, Goodeidae. The transcript has 6 exons. The record is from RefSeq and is a predicted model, not a curated record. Bases 91 to 753 code for a protein of 220 amino acids.